Arabis nemorensis is the source of this 399-nucleotide messenger RNA. The record is from the annotation of a GenBank genome assembly. Lineage: Eukaryota; Viridiplantae; Streptophyta; Magnoliopsida; Brassicales; Brassicaceae.
AUGUCGUCUGCCAUGGAUUUCGACAAUCUGAUCGACCAAAGUAUAGUUUUCGGAAAGCUCAGAGCGAUAUCUGAGAAUAAGGUAUGCUUCGAUUGCAGUGCAAAAGAUCCGACAUGGGCAUCGGUUACAUACGGGGGUUUUCUCUGCAUCGAUUGUUCAUGUGCCCAUCGAAACUUCGGUGUUCAUAUCAGCUUCGCGAGAUCAACGAAUUUAGACUCAUGGAGCCCUGAGCAGGUCAGGACAAUGGUGUUCGGUGGCAACAACCGCGCUCGGGAGUUCUUCAAGCAAGAUGGAUGGACCGAUGAUGUCAACAUGUUCGAGGCUAAGUACCCUUCAAGAACUGCUAAUUUGUAUAGGCAGAUUCUUGCUGAUGAAGUUACUAAAGCCAUGGCGGAAUAA